UUAAGUACAAUUCCCUUUUUAAGCCUGGUUACGAAUCUCUGCUGAAGAUGUUACACUAGAACGGUCGAAAACAGAUGUGAUCGUAUGGCCGCUACAGUUUCUGCGACGUUACGGCUACACUUCAGCUGGUGUUUUCUUUUUUGAAAGUGGCAGACGUUGUCCCACUGGAGAGGGUUUACAUACAUUCCAAAGUCAAAAUGCAGAUGCUAUUUUUCAGCUUGUACAAUCGCGGAUACAAGAUAAUGCCAAUAUUCAUCACGCUGAAACUAUGAGACGUAAUGAGAGAGCUAGGAGCACGGGACCCACUAUGGGUACAGGUGUAUCUGUGCGAUCCGACUCGGCAUGUUUGCCUCCUGACAGUUUCCACCCACAUCGUCAUAAUACGUUUGUGGACCAGCGUAUCGUUGGAAAUAUUGUCUCUGAAAACACAAAUCCAUCGGCUAUGGAUGAUGCCACUUUGGGCAGAAAAAGUUCAGCAGCCAGCCAAUGUUCUAGUGUGUUUUCUGUCCCCUAUGUGAACAUUUCUCCUCAAGAGGUUUUCAUUGACGCACCCCCCAGAACUCGCGGGGUAUCCUCUUCGAGUAGUCAGUGCAGUCUUCCGCCCACACCUACUCGAACAAUGUUCCCAUUACGAUGGGAUACCGGAGCAGGAUCAACGAAUGUGCUCUGCUAUACCAAACCACUCUCACCGCCACCCAGUUACAGUAGCCAUGACAAUACCUUGACCGUAGGCGAUGCUACAUCUCCGGGUCGUUAUGUAAAUAUUACUGAGGUAACUAUUGCCUUCUGA
Molecule: messenger RNA, 790 nt
Organism: Cylicostephanus goldi
Lineage: Eukaryota; Metazoa; Nematoda; Chromadorea; Rhabditida; Strongylidae
Source: the annotation of a GenBank genome assembly